AACGGUUGUGAGCGCCGAGGGGUGGACUGGAAGAACACACCGGUUCUGCUGACUGGCGAACUCUUCUCAACAGGACCAGAGUUUUCGAGAUAUGCUCAACAGACAGCAUCACCUUUGAUUAUUAUGAAACAUCUGAAUGCGGCUCUCAUCGUUGGAGUUACCGUAGUCUUCCUAUUUCUGAACAUUUAUGGACUGAUUGAAAUUCUUCGGUUUCUACGAGACAAGCAGCUUCAACGACACAAGCUUCAUGACUCCGAUGAACUGGUGGAGGUAGACAUUGCGGAGCCGGUGGAGGAAACAACAAGCAGACGUCCGGUCGUCAGAACAACAACGUCAACAGUUGUUCGAACUACUCAUCGCACCAGAAUCACUACGUCUCCCACACCAACCCAACCCACAACAACUACGACGUUGCGAACUCUGCCACCGACGACUCAACCCACAGGCAUCACGACUAUGGUCUUUAUGGCAGGCCACAUCCCAGUAAGCAUGCCGAGCAUCCUCAUCGCCAUCAUCACACCGCCACCCCUCACCACAAAGUGUUUCCAUAUUUUAUUGCUUCAACGACUACCUCAACUGCUCCACCACGAAUUCAUAUUACUACCAACAAGAUACCCGAUCCUACCACCUGAUCGGUCUCGGAUAGAAAUCCACCUUCCGCAUUCGAAAGAGACUGUUCGUCAUGAGUUGCCAAGAGAUGACGUCACCAUUGUCACUGCAUUAAUGGACAUCGGGAGGGGCGAAUGGGAUCGCUAUCGCCGUCCUCUCGAACAAUACCAUUUAUUCAUGGAGAACUUGCUGUCUCUUCAGAAUUAC
Molecule: messenger RNA, 816 nt
Organism: Ostertagia ostertagi
Lineage: Eukaryota; Metazoa; Nematoda; Chromadorea; Rhabditida; Trichostrongylidae
Source: the annotation of a GenBank genome assembly